AUGAAAAGCAUCUGUGCUGCCUGGCUAAACUUCAGCCCCACAUCGUGGGUGUUUGAUAUCUUUCUCGCCUUCUUGUGUGGGGUGGGGCUCUUUCUCCUGUUACUCCCCUGCCUCCAGAGCCACCCGCCCUUACCGCUAUCUAGGAAACACAGAAACAUCAGGAAGUGUCAAACAGAACCUUGGGGGAAAAAGAGGAACAAAAAGAAAAUUGGAAAUGUGGAAGCUUAUAGAACUUGCCUGAGACAACUAGAGGGGGCUCGCAGUCUGCUUUCACUUCUGCAAAGCAAUCUGGUGAAGAGCCAAAACAAGAGCAGCUUUCAUCAGCUCUUACCUCAAGACAGUCCUGAUGAGGUGUGCAAAGGAGUGUCUGCUGGAGCCCAGUGGCCAUGUGAGAAGCAUGUGGACCAUAAUACUCCUGCCAUGUCUCCAUCAACACCCCCAGCGCCUCUGACUGGGCACUCUCUACCUCUGGCCUCUACCUUUUCACCGGGUCCAAUCGCCUCUUCGGUUUCUGGUAGUUCAUAUGUAUCCCUGAGUGGUUCUCAGCCACCAGAGUCUCUCCCCACACUGGAAGAUUCUUCACCUCCACCACUCUCCCCUCCUCCCUUGCACCCAUCUGUAUCAGGGGUCCAUCCUCCACUUCCCCUAGCUUCCUCCACUCCUCCAUUGACAAACUCUGUUCGGCUUCUUCCUCAGUGUGACUCACUGGCAGUGUCACUGAAUGCAGCCACACAGAGAUCCUCUCCAAACCCUCCAUGGUCAGCUUCUCCCCUUCCAGCCAUCUCAGGCCUUGGUCACUCAAGCUGUCCGAAACCAGGCUUCUCCUGGUUGCAGGCAGCAGCCAAAUCCUUGUGCGUCUCAACCUCACCACACAGUGAGUCCCAACAAGAACACCUUUCCCAUCCCCCACCAGGGACCUCACUCUGGGGAGACCCCAUAAACAGACAGACAGAAGUUGAUAGCCUCUCUUUGCUCAACUCUAAUGACCGGGAGCUCCUAGGGAUCCAAGUCACAAAAAGAGUCGAGAUCAAGAUUUGGAACGAAAAUGAAGAUGGGUCCUAUUCAAGACAAAUAAGCCCGGAUUACCACCUGAAUCCUUUGGGGCAUAUGUUGAAAUCACUGAGUUCUGAGCAGGAUGUUAUAACCCCCCACCUCUUCUGGAAUACAAAAGGCAAAUCAGGUCAUUUGCCUAGGCCUCAGCAGCUCUCAUAUCCCAACGUCUUGGGAAACCAUCUAGAGCAGAAAUAUAACCAGCUUUUCUGGGGUCUCCCAUCUCUGCAUAGUGAAUCCCUCGUGGCUACCGCCUGGAUCUCUGAGAGCUCUUCAGCCCUACAGUCUCCCACUUUCUUAUUCAAUGGAUUUGCUCAUACUUGUCCAGUUCAAAUACAGGCUAAAAUAUCUUCACUGCUUUCCCAGUCCCCACCCCCAUCCCACCUGGAAUGCCAAUCUCAGCCCUUGGUUCCAACCAAAUCUCAAUUGCAGUCCCCAACUUUUACUCAAGUUCAGACCCAGGACCAUCUCCAGCCCUCUGUCCCAAUUCUACAACCAUCUUCUCCACCUCAUACUAGUGCCUGUGGAAUUUCUUACUCUACCUCCCAGAGUAUGUCACAGUCUCUCAGCCCAACUGAGAUUCAGCAUCCAGAAUGGCCCAUGUUGCAGAAGCAACUAGAAAGUGGAUGGACUUUAUCUUCUGUUGUCAAAUGUUCUCAGGAAGUCUUUAAUGUCUUCAGCCCCAGCCCUUCUGUAGACAACUGGGUAGUCUCCAUUGUUCCGGAUAAUUUUCCCAUCAGUCCUGAACUCCGGAAGCAACUAGAGCGUCACCUCCAAAGCUGGCUCAUCCAACACCGGUGGGAAUUGCCCCAAAGGAUCCAAGAGUCUCUGGAACUAAAACAGCUUCGGGGUCAGUUACCAAGGACAUGCCAGGCAAAGGUCACACAGAGAUUUUCACACCCCUAUGUGUUUACAGGUGAAAGCAGUAAGAGCACACAGAAAGCAGGGUUUCCACUCAGGAGAGACAUGAGACGAAGUUUGGGAGAUAUUCUGGGGAAGGUACCCAAAGAUCUCUCUAGGUGUUCAGAAAAUUCCCUAGUAAAGGUUUGGGGGGUGAACUCUGACGAGUCAGAGAUUGACUUGGGAAUGUCAAGUAGUAACUCAGGGAGUGACUUACUAAAUCGUUUAGACAAGAAUCUAGACCAUAUCCUGAAAAUUCAUUUGAGUAGAAAGUUGGGCAGGAUCACUGAGCAUUUGAUCCCUCUGACUAUGCAUCAUUCCUCACCCGCAGUCCAUCAGGGUCAUAUGAAGAAGGAAAAUCUAGAUAUUUUAAAGGGUGGGUACCAUCCUGUAAACACCUCCCAUAGGCUCCCCUUCCUGGACGCCCACACUCAAGAAUUGUUGGAAGCACAUAUUGUAAAGGUUUGGGUGAAGCACAAGUGGCGUUUACCUCUCAAGGUCCUAAAACCCAUAAAUCUCUUUAAGAUGAUAAAAGCUUGGCCCUCACCCUUUUUGCAAUUUAACAUCUCUCCCUCAGCAACCACUGUGCAUAGGGGCCAGUCAAGAGUGAGGUUUGCCAAGGUCCAGGGAGAAUCUUCUCAAGCUCAAGAAUCAGUCCCCAUUUUAGAAAAAACUGUGCUUGCCUCCUCACCCACGUGUGAAGAAAUCCAGGGUCACAAACAGCCUUCUCCAUCUGUCACUAACCGUCAGAGUAGUCACAUGGAGUGGAACAAGAGAGGUCGUACGGAGUCAAGUCCUACUUCAGCCACAGGGAGGAAUGAGUCAGGAGAAGAGAGUCAUAGCAGUUGGACCUCACAAGAUGCCUGCCAUGAGGUAAAAACACAGGUGAACUUAGGAUCCCAAAUGAAAGCUAAAGAGAAUGAAAAUGUGGUAGAGGCCAAGGACUCACUAGACCUUCAACCACAGUCUAGAGCUGUCUGGGAUCAUAGUAUGAUGUCAACAUCCCAAACUGAAAAUGUGCCUGUGAGGACAUUCGAGUCUCUUGGUUCCAUUAAAAAUCCCCUGCUCUCCCAAAUGCCUGUUUUCCAAGAUCCAGGAGAGCCAUGCCUCACCAAGGAAGUUGUAAGUGAGCUUAAGGCCAAAGUAGAAGCAAAAUCAAAGAACCAGCCUCAAGAUUAUCCCACACAUGAGCUCGUUGUUGCAGAUAACAUGAUUUCUUGGGUGCCCAAGUCUUAUAACCAGAUGACGGCUGGAGACAGACUGGCUUCCCCAGUGUGCUCUGACUUUGUCACAGACCAAAAAGAAGGAGACAGAGGCCAGCAAGAGCCUGGUAUUUUAAAAUUUCAAGACUCAUGGAAGAGACAGAACAAAAUGACUGAUAAUAUGUAUGUGAGAGAGGACUAUAGGAAAUUCAACCCCAGAGAGUAUAGUGGGUUUGAAAAUUGGCAGACCUCUCAAGUCGGAUAUAAGAGCUGCCCUGCCCCAGUUGGGGAAACAGGAAAGAAUCAGGGAAGCAAAUAUCUCAAGAAACAGGCUCCUUCAGAAAGCAUCUUCAGAAAAAAGUUAAGACUCUUUUUUCAGUGGAUUUUCUCCAAUAAAAAAGGCAAAGAUCAGGACCUUCUGCUAAAAGACAAAUACACAGUAGCUACUUCCCACAAUCAUGGAUCAGACAAACGCAGAUGCACAGUGAAUGGUGAGACUGCUGAGGCUCAGGCACUGAUGACAGCUGUUGGGCAGAUUCUAGAAGAGAAAAUGGCACUUAACCAUGGGUGUCAAGGCACAAAGUUAGAUGGACAGGGACAGGAAGUCCAGUGUUCAGUAUGUAGGUGCUUCCACUACCACAGGCCUGCCUUCCAUUCAGCACAAAGGAGAAUGAGUAAUACAACCUGCAGUCACCAAGGCACUUCCAAAAGCCGGGGUUAUUCUACCAGAGAAAGCCAAAUCAGGCACCGACAUUCUCUGAAAAGUGUCAGGUUCAAUGAUGAGCAACUAGGCCUGAAGCGUUCUCCAACUUUGUCCCCCAAGAAGACCUUGUCUCCAAUUGGUCCCUACAAGUUUCAAUCAGGGAUGCCAAUUCUCUCCAGUCACCACUGCCACCACCACUGCCCAAGGCACUGUUUUCUUCAGAGUAACAUCUUUCCUGGUAAAUCAUAAAAUGUUUCUCUAGCCUUUUCUGGCAAGAAACCAUAACUCCAAGAAAAAUAUCCAGUUUGUGCAGAGAAAAUCUUUUUCUCAUUUGCACAUUACCGUUCCCUGAUAUAUAUCUUUUUCGUGAGAGCAGAACUAAUAGUGACUUCUCUUUGCGCUGUGCAUGAUAUGGGCUUUGGCUUUUAGAGAGAGGUGGGUUGGCAGUGGCAUUGUUAUCUCCUUGUUCCAAAUAACUUUAUUUCACCUUAUUUUUUCAUCAUAUUGUCAUUACAGAAAAAAAAAAACACAAAACCAAAACAUUAAAAGAAAAAAAUCUACAUAGCCUUUCCCCCUUUCCCAUGAUCUGGUAAAGCCCAUCUGUUUCCUGCCUCCACUACGUACUUUAAAUAUGUGCAGCUUUAGAGGAUGGGUUAAUAGAGGCCCAUAGAGCUUGGAAUUCACAAACAGGCUCCAAGGAGUGACAGAGCCACGUAGCUUCACAUUUUACAAAAUCAAGGACAUUUGGCCAUGGGGUAGGGGUGGGAGUUUAUGCCAAAUUAAAAAAAAUCUUGUUUCUGGAGUUGGUAGGGAAUUGAUAAUUCCUGCCUUUAGUCACCCCUUCUCUUUCUUAUUAAGGCUGAUACUAAGAAGGAUUCUGUGAACUCCUACUAGCCUCCUGAAAUGUCUGGUGGCAUCUUUCUCCAUCUCUGCCAUUUUUACACUGUAAAGAAACAGCAAAAAUGGCACUUCCAGAUCUUUGUAUGCAGGCUGGAGGUGGUUAAAGGAAGUUGCUGAAGGCUGUGUUCACCUAACUUCCCUUAAAUAAAUGAAUGGUCAUGCUCACAGUCAA
This is a messenger RNA of Erinaceus europaeus (western European hedgehog), 4927 nucleotides long. Its product is annotated as spermatogenesis-associated protein 31A1-like. The transcript is spliced from 4 exons. The record is from RefSeq and is a predicted model, not a curated record. NCBI's taxonomy places the organism in Eukaryota, Metazoa, Chordata, Mammalia, Eulipotyphla, Erinaceidae. Bases 1 to 4104 code for a protein of 1367 amino acids.